AUGGUUGAUUUCACUGUCUUCAAGGGUUCCAAGGAGGGAAAGAUCGUUAAGGCUACCACUACCAGAGAGAUUGGUCCCAACGAUGUCUUGGUCAAGAUCACUCACUCGGGUCUUUGCGGUACCGAUGAGCAUUACAGACAUGCCGAUAUGGCUCUAGGCCACGAGGGUGCUGGUGUUGCAGCUGAAAUUGGAUCUGCUGUUAAGAACAUCAAGAAGGGUGAUUCCGUCGGAUGGGGCUACCAACACGGCUCUUGCAAUGACUGCAAGCAAUGUCUUACUGGUCACGAGACCCUCUGUGCCGACCGUGUCAUGUACGGACAAGCCAACUUGGACCAAGCAUCCAUGGGAACCCACGCUGUCUGGGAUGCCGGAUACCUUUACAAGCUCCCAGAUAACCUUCCCCGCGAGUACGCUGCUCCUCUCAUGUGCGGAGGUGCUACCGUCUACAACGCUCUCCGUUCUUUCAACGGUGGUGUCAAGCCAAAUGAGCGUGUUGGUAUAAUCGGUAUUGGAGGACUUGGUCACUUGGCCAUCCAAUUCGCCGCCAAGAUGGGAUGUGAAGUCGUUGUCUUCUCUUCCACCGAUGCCAAGAAGGAGGAGGCUCUUUCCCUCGGUGCCACCGAAUUCGUCGCUACCAAGGGUGUUUCUGAGCUCAAGGUUACCGCCCCAAUUGAUCACUUGAUCGUCACCACCUCUUUCCAACCAAACUGGCAUCAAUUCAUGGAUAUCAUGGCUCCUCAAGCAACUGUCUACCCAUUGACUGUUUCUUUUGAAGACAUGAAGAUCCCAUACAUGCCAAUCAUCAUGAACGAGUUCAAGAUCCAAGGUUCCUUGGUCGCUGCCAGACAAGUUCACAGAGAUAUGGUUGCUUUCGCUGCUCAACACGAGAUCAAGCCAAUCAUUGAGCAAUUCCCAAUGACUGAGGAGGGUAUCCAAGAGGCCAUGAAGAAACUCGAGGAUGGAAAGAUGAGAUACAGAGGUGUCAUUGUCGCUCCUCAAUAA
Messenger RNA from Botrytis deweyae, 1002 nucleotides. RefSeq lists its product as uncharacterized. The coding region runs from base 1 to 1002 and encodes 333 amino acids. Gene Ontology annotation, molecular function: alcohol dehydrogenase (NADP+) activity; zinc ion binding. The record is from RefSeq and is a predicted model, not a curated record. The transcript is spliced from 3 exons. NCBI's taxonomy places the organism in Eukaryota, Fungi, Ascomycota, Leotiomycetes, Helotiales, Sclerotiniaceae. Gene Ontology annotation, biological process: alcohol metabolic process.